Molecule: messenger RNA, 1281 nt
Organism: Penicillium atrosanguineum
Lineage: Eukaryota; Fungi; Ascomycota; Eurotiomycetes; Eurotiales; Aspergillaceae
Exons: 7
Coding region: 1-1281 (426 amino acids)
Cellular component (GO): cytoplasm; nucleus
Source: RefSeq, a predicted model, not a curated record
AUGGAGUCCCCCGCCAACUCGGUCCCGCUAGAUCCGCGCGAGCAGCCUAUCCUCGAAUGCCUUCUCCGAACCCGUGAUUCCCUUCUACUGCUAAAGCAGGACAAAUCAUCAUACAUCAAAUCUCGCGACGUCCUUCCGCUUUAUGAGGAAGUUAUCGGACAGGUGGAAAAUCUCAAUGCUGUCCGCAAAGAGAAAGAGCGCCCCACACGCUUGGUUCAUUAUCGCUUGGACUACGUUCUUGACGACUGCUUUCAGUUGAUUUCACUGCUCUUUUUGACGCGCCUGCUCGACCACCUCGAAGAAGCCGGAUUCUACAGCUCCAAAGAUUUGAAUUCCAUCACCAAGACCCUCGAGUCCCUGCGCGAAACUCUUGAUCGUGGCCGCAAUAACUAUUCCCCCGCUCUUUUGACGCUUCUUGAAAGUCGCCUGGAGGAAUGCCAGAUCUCCUUAGCGAAGUUGCAGAAGGGGCUUGCGCUGCUGGCCCCCGGUUUGGCGCAAACACACGAGACACUGGUUUCUAUUUUGCGAUCAACAUCUGCUGUCAAUACCCGCUCAAAAUUCUCGAAGACGGAAGUGAACAACCUACGGGAACAGUUGAAGAAGAUUGAAAACACCCAGAAAGAUGGCAACUUCGUGGACGCCGAUGGUACCCCUUUUGCUGGCCAAGAUGAUCUCAAGUCUUUGAUGUAUCGGUGCUGGCGAUGGACUGAACUUGUUCUGGAGCGUGAGGGCAAAAUCAAUGAACGUUUCCAGGAGCAAUACGAUCGCCUGCUUGAAAUCCGCAACCAAUUGGACCGACUUUCUGUGACACAAGCCUGGUCCCUGCGGGAGACGGAUCUGUUUGGAUAUCAGCGCAAACUCGAUAGAAUCGACGAGGCGCGGGUUAAUGGUAACUUUGUCGAUGCUGAGGGUCAACCAGCUGAUCUUCACGCCCAACGGACAUUGUUAUACCUUAUUCGACGCAGUUACGCCUACAUCUACGCCCUUCUUAUUUCAUCUGAGCCCGUUUCGGAGGCCUUGCUGCCGGUAUACAACCAACUGCAGACCCUCCGCCGGUGUCUCGUUGAAGUUAAGGAGUCUGGUGGUGUGUCCAAUUCCCGUGAAUUGUAUCCCUACAGCAUGAAGCUCAACUCGAUCGAUAACAUGCGCAUCGACGGCAAAUUCUAUGUCGGUCCCGAUAUUCCGGAGGGCCAAGGAAGUGUUAACGCCCUGCUAGCCGAGUGCUACGACUUUGUCUGGGAACUGCGAGCUGCGGUGGUAGACGAAGAACAACAGUCUUAA